Coturnix japonica (Japanese quail) is the source of this 2930-nucleotide messenger RNA. It is a transcript of the gene TDO2, whose product is annotated as tryptophan 2,3-dioxygenase. The record is from RefSeq and is a predicted model, not a curated record. Gene Ontology annotation, molecular function: L-tryptophan 2,3-dioxygenase activity; metal ion binding; heme binding. Lineage: Eukaryota; Metazoa; Chordata; Aves; Galliformes; Phasianidae.
UAACCAAUUUCUGAAUUAAAUAUUGUCUUGAUUCACAUUCAGACUUCUCAUUGACUUAUUCCUUACACCAGCCUGGGUCCCCAUUAGGGAAAGCCAUACAGCAAAGUGCACAAAAAUUGUGACGUAUGGGAAAAGGCAAGUAUCCCAGCCACUCUCUUUUUGCUGCUUGAAACAAAACAUAAGAGAGAUAAAACCACAUGAACUUAAUGACCUUUGUGCCAUGACAGUUUCUGUAAUUAUUGAGUAGCAGGGAUGGGCCAAGAGCUAAGAGGAUUUGGGGGGUUGGUCUACACAGGGAGAUAAGGUUACAUAUAAGGCAGCUGUAGCAGAUUUGGGUUAACUAACAGAGUUGUUGGGUUUUUUUUUCCCCAGAGCACAGCUAAGUGAGUUUGGACCCUGGAACCAUGAGUGGGUGCCCCUUUGUGGGGAACAAAUACCUAUAUAAAUUUAGCAAGCUAUCUUUGAAGGAUGAAAAAGAUGACAAAUCACAAGAGGGAAUAAAUAAAGCCAGCAAAGGUGGGCUUAUCUAUGGAGAUUACCUGCAAUUGAACAAAAUACUGAAUGCCCAAGAGCUACAGAGUGAAAAGAAAGGAAACAAAAUCCAUGAUGAGCAUCUUUUUAUUGUGACACAUCAAGCUUAUGAACUUUGGUUUAAGCAGAUUCUGUGGGAGUUGGAUUCUGUUCGGGUUAUCUUUCAGAACGGACAUGUAAGAGAUGAAAGGAACAUGCUGAAGGUUAUUACUCGAAUUAACAGAAUUUCAAUGAUUCUGAAAUUACUUGUGGAACAGUUCUCAGUUUUGGAAACCAUGACUGCAUUGGACUUCUUUGAUUUCAGAGACUACUUAAGCCCAGCCUCAGGUUUCCAGAGCCUGCAAUUUCGUUUGCUAGAAAACAAGAUCGGUGUUCCCCAAAGCCUGAGGGUCCCCUAUAACAGAAGGCAUUAUCGUGAUAACUUCAAGGGAGAGGAUUAUGAACUCCUGCUGAAAUCGGAGCAAGAACCAACGCUUCUGCAACUUGUGGAGGCAUGGCUGGAAAGAACUCCAGGCCUUGAGGCAGAAGGAUUUGAUUUCUGGGGCCAAUUUGAAGUGAAUAUUUUAAAAGGACUAGAAGAGGAAUUUGCCAUACUACAGGCCAAACCAGAAUCAGAAGAAAAAGAGGACUUGUUAUCUGAAUUCCAAAAGCAGAAAGAUAUAUUACUUUCAUUAUUUGAUGAAAAACGACAUGAACACCUGCUUAGUAAAGGAGAAAGAAGACUGUCUUAUAAAGCACUGAAGGGAGCUCUAAUGAUCUAUUUCUACAGAGAGGAGCCCCGUUUUCAGGUUCCCUUUCAGCUUCUUACCUCUCUUAUGGAUAUUGACGUACUCAUGACAAAAUGGAGAUAUAACCAUGUCUGCAUGGUGCAUAGAAUGAUUGGCAGUAAGGCUGGCACAGGAGGUUCAUCAGGCUACCAGUACUUGCGCUCAACGGUGAGUGACAGGUACAAGGUGUUCGUGGAUUUGUUCAACCUUUCAACAUUUCUAGUGCCAAGACACUGGAUACCAAAGAUGAAUCCAACUAUUCAUAAAUUCCUUUAUACAGCAGAAUACUGUGACAGCUCCUAUUUUAGCAGUGAUGACUCUGACUGAAGUAUCAUUCUAGACUGGUUGCUGCAAAGAACUUCAGAACUUUCACCCUGAGUGGUACUAUUCCUGACCUAUAGCAACUGUCCUCAUCAGCAUGGGUGUGUAAAUAUUUAUUUAUGUAUGACAGAACUAGGUAAAUAUUCCACUUCACUUAUAGGAGAAAUUUAAUUGUUUAUAAAAAAAGUAAUCUUGCAUUGAUUCAUGCUCUAUUAAAGAAAAAAAAAAUCUGAUUCAAAUUAAUAGUUAGCUAAUCUUGAGUGUUUGUUUCUGAAAAUCUAUACUUAGAGACAGGGAAAAACUAUACGGAUUAUUAUCAUCAUGUCUUAUAUGUACAUAUAUUUCUAUUUGUCAGUUUAUGUAAUUACCUGAUGUUAAUUAUUGAGUUGAAGAUGUAAAUUCUCAUCAGCAGUACAGUUCCAAAAGGAAUUUCAGUUUAAGAUCUUCAAAGGCUGGAUUUUGAACAAAUAUUGGAUCCCGAAUCUGUGGAAACCCAAGUCUCUGGAAUUUUCUUACACAAGAAUAUAAAGGCCUGUAUUAGAAAUACUUACUGUUAGGAAUAGCAGAGAUGAAUGCCUACUUCACACUUCAAAUAAAGCAGCAUUCUAGUUCUUCUUUCGUUGUCUUCUAAAGCAAGCGUAACAUUCACACAACAAUGUGACAGCUGUUUAAAAUGUUUUUUAAUCAAGAUAUCAUUGAAACAAGGAUAAAAUUGUUACAUCAUAAAAGUGAGGUGACUUUGAUCACCAAGUAGAUAAGGCUGUAUCAUCUUCUCAUUAGAUGGACUGUUGCUAAAUGCUUCUCUAGAAAAUACAUUUGCUGCAGGCUUCAAUUUUUGGUGAGUUGUUCUGUAUCUGUGUACUCCAAUUAAUCUUGGUUGUAUCACUUCAGAAGCAUAGCUGGAACUUCAAUGUUUGAUACUUCUAUAAAAACACAUUACUUCUAUGCCAAUUUAGAAGUUUAGCUGUUCUUAUCCCAUCAGGGAAGUGUGCUAUCUGUUGUCUGUAAUCUGCUAAGGGUAUGGCUGUACUACACAAAAUGUUUCCCUUUUAUUAUUCUCAAGUUUGAGCCUGUUAGAGAGAGGAAUAGCACCUAACAUUUAGCACCUAAGUCUUUUUUCCCCCCACUUAAAAUACUGACUCUUAAAAACAGAAGGCCUAAGGUGACAGUACAAGAGAGAGUGAUGAACAUUCAUGGCAUCUGUUGUAAAAACAUUACACUGAUCAUUAGGAGGGUACAGCAUGUACCAAAAAUAUAGAACUGCUUCAAUACUUUUCAUAAUACUCCUCAAUAAAGGACACUGAUAAAGCA